This is a messenger RNA of Ruditapes philippinarum (Manila clam), 2153 nucleotides long. Its product is annotated as mesencephalic astrocyte-derived neurotrophic factor homolog. The record is from RefSeq and is a predicted model, not a curated record. The transcript is spliced from 5 exons. Lineage: Eukaryota; Metazoa; Mollusca; Bivalvia; Venerida; Veneridae. Gene Ontology annotation, biological process: neuron projection development; dopaminergic neuron differentiation. Gene Ontology annotation, cellular component: endoplasmic reticulum. The coding region runs from base 137 to 706 and encodes 189 amino acids.
AGAGCCCGUCCUAUCCGGAAGUGAAUUGCCGGUAAAUUUUAUCCAAUCAGGUUGCGACAAAUGUAUUAGUACUUCAUAGCACACGUUGGUAAAAAAUUUUGGUUCUGUGUUUACAUUUUUUGAUCAACAUUUCAACAUGAUGAAGGUGGAGUUGGUGUGUCUUUGUGUAUUCUUUGUUCUCGCUAUAGUAACUGUCAGCUAUGCUAAGAAAUCGUUUACGAGAGAGGAUUGUGAUGUAUGUGUAACAGUGUUGGAGAAAUUUGAGCAAGAGUAUCCUGGCAUUAAAGACAAAAAAGAAGCAGAAAUUGAAAGCACUUUUAAGAAAUUCUGUAAAACACUGAAAAACAGCAAAGAGGACAGAUUUUGUUACUAUAUUGGAGGAUCAGACACUUCGGCAACAAAUAUUUUGAAAAUGAUGACUUCACCAUUUAAAAACCAUUUACCUCAUUUGAAAACCUGUGAAAAACUUAGGACAGCAGAUUCACAAGUAUGCGACUUGAAAUAUGAAAAGAAGAUUGACCUAACAGCUGUCGACUUUAAGAAACUCAAGGUCAAAGAUCUGAAGAAAAUUUUGUCCGACUGGAAUGAAGACAAAGCAUGCAAAGGUUGCUCAGAAAAAUCUGACUUUGUACGAGCUGUGAAAGAACUUAUGCCUAAACACGCCCCAGAGGCAUAUGAGAAACUGAAGGCAAGGGAGGAGCUUUGAUACAGUUGCUUGUUAGCUCUUUAGGUUAUUAUUAGACUUUUUUUCCAAUUUGAGGAGCACCUGUCAAUUGAUUGUCUUAAACAUAAAUUCAUAAUUAGCAUAUAAGACAAAUGACUUAAAUAGAAUUGAUGGUGCUUUGUUGUGCAGUUGAGUCUAGGAGAAUUGAUACAUAUAAAAUUAUAUGAUUGAUUAGGAACUGUACAAAGAUAAGAUAAAAAUUAAUAAUUGUGUAGUAAAAUCAAGAGUAGUCUUGGCUCAAAAUCCAAAAUAUCGAGCGCAAAAUUAUUGUACCAAUCAUUUUUCUAGAGAAAAUUUUAAGUUAAGAUGUGCUUUCAAUGAUAUAUGUUUUGAUAUCAAAAUACAUGAUUAUCGCUGCCUGAAGAACAAAAUUUUUAAAAGGUUACCUGUUCUGGUAUUUGAUUUUUAGUUCACAUAAAAAGGCUCUACAUGAUGUAGGUUCUUUUUUUAUAUUUUGUUUCUUUUAAUGCAUAAUUUUAUUUUGAAAUUAAAGAUAAAUUGUCAUGUAAAUGAGAACUUUUAUAUGGUAUAACUAUAUGUAUUAGUGUUAUAGUAAAAAUUAGAAAUGUUUAAUCAAAGAUGUCUUUCUUCAUUAAAUUAAUAUCUUUCUUUAGAAAAACUCUAGGUUUAUUAUUGUGUCAACAGUUUCAGUGAAAACAGAAAUAAUUUUUCAGAUUGACUUUAAUAUAAAUGAUUCAAGAAUGUGUGUAUAGGAUACUAUUGUAAAGUAAAUUACAUAUGUUCAGCACAUACUGCAUGUACACUUUGUAGUACAUUGUUUUAAUCUGUGCCACAGACUCAGUGUUUGCAAUAAUAGAAUUUGUAUUUUUUACCAGCCUUUUAAGUUCUCAAAAAAGUCUUUAACACCAAGUUUUUUUAAGUUAGAAUAUCACUAUUAAGAAAAACGGUAUUUUAAUUGUUAUGUGAUUUUUCCCCCCAACAAACAUUUUACAGAGUGCCUGAUUCAUUUGUGUAAAUGUAGAAACAUGAUGUUUUUAUUUGUGAAGCAGUUUACCCUUACCAGGCUUUAACAAAAGGUGAUGAGCCCUUGCCACUCAGUAAUGAGCUAGGCCAGACUGUACAAUCAUCCAUUUUUUUGGUAUUUUGAUAAUUAAAAUACCUGAAACUGCAAAUGGAUUGUUCCAAUUUCCAAGCAGGGCAACUCAUUUGUAGAGUUUUAUCAGAUCAAGGGUUUUAUUAUUAUGAUAAAUGGGUUGCAUGUAUUCAUACUGUAAAUAAGACUCAUCUGUCAUAGUUUAUGAUAGGGGUGUACACUUAUUAUGAAUAAUGGAGAGGUGUUUUUGAGGUAUUUAUUUAUAUUUGUCCAUGUAUGUUUAAUGAGAAGUGUGAAAGAUUGUAGUGAAUUAUUGUCAUUGUUUACAAUUUGUGUCAUGUUGUUAAAAGCCAGUGUCUGAUUCAUACUUGAUUU